UUUCGGUUUAAUCUAGUGUGUGACUGAGUCUGGGUGAGGGAGCGAGAUGUGUAUGUGAGGUGUUGGGGUGAGGCGGAGGCUAGAGAAGGGGCUCCCUCGGGAACGAGGGACAAAGCGGGAGGUCAGGCUACCCAGGCCGCCGAGCCCGGGCGCCGAGCCGGGCUACCGGGUAGAGGAAGGGCCCACGCAGUCCUCCCGGGGCGCUAGAGCCGGAGUCGGCCCCUCAGGCUCGGGCGCUCGGCUUCCUGCUUCCUUGCGGUCCCGGGCUCGCGGGCCUGAAGAUCGGCUCGGCGCGGGUGGGCGGCGGCGGCGAGCAGACUCGAGUUGCUGCGGGUGUCUCGUUCCUUCCACCGCUGAGGAACUCUCAUUUCUUCCCUCGCUCCUUCUCCCCCCCUCAUGUAGGAGGGCGCUGAGGAGGCGAGAGGGAGGAGGAGCCUGGCCUGCGGUCCCUUCCCUCCCCACCCCCUUUUAGGGGUUCCUUGGUGGGCGUGGAGUCGGGGUCGGGGGGGAGGGUGGGGCAUUUUGGAGUGCUGGGGAACUUUUUCCCCUUCUUCAGGCUCGGGGAAAGGGAAUGCCCAAUUCCGAGAGACAUGGGGGUAAGAAGGACGGGAGCGGAGGAGCUUCUGGAACUUCGCAGCCGUCAUCGGGAGGUGGCAGCUCCAACAGCAGGGAGCGUCACCGCCUGGUGUCGAAGCACAAGCGGCAUAAGUCCAAACACUCCAAAGAUACGGGGUUGGUGACCCCCGAAGCAGCAUCUUUGGGCACAGUAAUCAAACCUUUGGUGGAGUAUGAUGACAUCAGCUCGGAUUCAGACACCUUCUCGGAUGACAUGUCCUUCAAAUUAGACAGGAGGGAGAAUGAUGAGCGUCGUGGAACGGAUCGGAGUGACCGCUUGCACAGACAUCGUCACCACCAGCACCGGCGGUCUCGAGACUUGCUAAGAACUAAACAGACUGAGAAAGAAAAAAACCAGGAAGUCUCCAAAUCUGGGUCCACGAAGGACCGGAUAUCAGGAAGUUCAAAGCGUUCAGCGGAGGGGAGUGAUGACUAUGGGAAGGCACAAAUAUCCAAAAGCAGCAGCAAGGAAUCCAGGUCAUCCAAACUCCACAAGGAGAAGAUCCGGAAAGAACGUGAGUUGAAGUCCGGGCACAAGGACCGGAGUAAAAGUCAUCGGAAAAGGGAAACACCCAAAAGUUACAAAACGGUGGAUAGCCCCAAACGGAGAUCCAGGAGUCCGCAUAGGAAAUGGUCUGACAGUUCCAAGCAAGAUGACAGUCCUUCAGGAGCGUCUUAUGGCCAAGACUACGACCUUAGCCCCCCAAGGUCUCACACUUCUAGCAAUUAUGACUCUUACAAGAAGAGUCCUGGGAGUACCUCAAGAAGGCAGUCAGUCAGCCCACCUUACAAAGAGCCUGCCGCUUACCAGUCCAGUGCUCGCUCACCCAGCCCCUACAGUAGACGACAGAGGUCUGUGAGUCCCUAUAGCCGGAGACGGUCAUCCAGCUACGAAAGGAGCGGCUCUUACAGCGGGAGAUCACCCAGUCCCUACGGUCGAAGGCGAUCUAGCAGCCCUUUCUUGAGCAAGAGGUCUCUGAGUCGGAGUCCGAUCACCAGUCGGAAAUCCAUGAAGUCCAGAAGCAGAAGUCCUGCAUAUUCAAGACACUCAUCUUCUCAUAGUAAAAAGAAGAGAUCCGGGUCACGCAGCCGUCAUUCCAGUAUCUCACCUGUCAGACUUCCAUUGAAUUCCAGCCUGGGAGCUGAACUCAGUAGAAAAAAGAAGGAAAGAGCAGCUGCUGCAGCAGCAGCAAAAAUGGAUGGAAAAGAUUCCAAGGGUUCACCCAUCACUCUGACUAAAAAAGAUAAAGUUGAGGUGAAGGAGUCAGGGUUAGAGUCUAAAAAGUUACCCAGAGGUAUAAAGUCUGAAAAAUCUAUCCCAGAUACUGAACUGAUAAAUGUAGCACAUUCAAACACAGAGGUAAAAAAUUGUUUAGAUGCAGGGAAAGUUAAGUUGGAUGAGAACCUGCAGAAGCAUCCUGUUCUUAAGGAUUUGAAAGCUCAGGGAGCAAAAGACACUAAACCUGUAGCACUGAAGGAGGUGAUUGUUACUUCUAAGGAGACAGAGACAUCAGAAAAGGAGACCCUUCCACCUCUCCCCACAAUUACUUCUCCACCCCCUUUACCAUCUACUACCCCUCCACCUCAGGCACCCCCUUUGCCACCUUUGCCUCCACUACCAGCUAUUCCACUGCAGCCACCUCUGCCUCCUCCCCAACCACCAUCUAGUCAAGCUCCUGUUUCUAGUGCUUCAACUUUGCCCUCUUCUCCUCACCCAAGGACAUCUACUCUAUGCUCUCAGACAAAUUCUCAGCCCCCUGUACAGGUUUCUGUGAAGACUCAAGUAUCUGUAACAGCUGCUAUUCCACAUCUGAAAACUUCAACAUUGCCUCCUCUGCCCCUCCCUCCCUUGUUACCUGGAGAUGAUGAUAUGGAUAGUCCAAAAGAAAUGGUUCCAUCAAAGCCUGCAAAGAAAGAGAAGGAACAGAGAACUCGCCACCUACUCACAGAUUUGCCUCUUCCUCCUGAGCUACCAGGUGGAGAUCCAUCUCCCCCAGAUUCUCCAGAGCCAAAGGUCAUUACGCCUCCUCAACAACCGUAUAAAAAGAGACCAAAAAUUUGUUGUCCUCGUUAUGGAGAAAGAAGACAAACAGAAAGUGAUUGGGGGAAGCGAUGUGUGGAUAAAUUUGACAUUAUUGGGAUUAUUGGAGAAGGAACGUAUGGCCAAGUAUAUAAAGCUAAGGACAAAGACACAGGAGAACUAGUAGCACUGAAGAAGGUUCGACUAGAUAAUGAGAAGGAGGGCUUCCCAAUCACAGCCAUCCGAGAGAUCAAAAUCCUUCGUCAGUUAGUUCAUCGAAGUGUUGUUAACAUGAAGGAAAUUGUUACAGACAAACAAGAUGCACUGGAUUUCAAGAAAGACAAAGGUGCCUUUUACCUUGUAUUUGAAUAUAUGGACCAUGACUUAAUGGGACUACUAGAAUCAGGUUUGGUGCACUUUUCUGAGGACCAUAUCAAGUCAUUCAUGAAACAGCUAAUGGAAGGAUUGGAUUACUGUCACAAAAAGAAUUUCCUCCAUCGGGAUAUUAAAUGUUCUAACAUUUUGCUGAAUAACAGUGGGCAAAUCAAACUAGCAGAUUUUGGGCUUGCUCGGCUAUAUAACUCUGAAGAAAGUCGCCCUUACACAAACAAAGUCAUUACUUUGUGGUAUCGACCUCCAGAACUGCUACUGGGAGAGGAGAGAUACACACCAGCCAUUGAUGUUUGGAGCUGUGGAUGUAUCCUUGGGGAACUGUUCACAAAGAAACCUAUUUUUCAAGCCAAUUUGGAACUGGCUCAGCUAGAACUGAUCAGUCGUCUCUGUGGUAGCCCUUGUCCAGCAGUGUGGCCUGAUGUUAUCAAGCUGCCCUACUUCAACACCAUGAAACCGAAGAAGCAAUAUAGGAGACGUCUAAGAGAAGAAUUCUCUUUCAUUCCUUCAGCAGCUCUUGAUUUAUUGGACCACAUGCUGACACUUGAUCCUAGCAAGCGUUGCACAGCUGAACAGACCCUGCAGAGUGACUUCCUUAAAGAUGUGGAACUCAGCAAAAUGGCACCUCCAGACCUACCUCACUGGCAGGAUUGCCAUGAAUUGUGGAGUAAGAAACGUCGACGCCAACGACAAAGUGGUAUUGUAAUAGAAGAGCCACCUCCGCCCAAAGCUUCUCGAAAAGAAACUACCUCAGGGACAACAGUUGAGCCUGUGAAGAACAGUAGCCCAGCACCACCUCAGCCUGCUCCUGUCAAGGCAGAACCUGGUCCUGGGGAUGCAGUAGGUCUUGGUGACAUCACACAGCAGCUGAAUCAAAGUGAAUUGGCAGUCUUAUUAAACCUGCUACAGAGCCAAACUGACCUGAGCAUCCCUCAAAUGGCACAACUACUUAAUAUCCACUCCAACCCAGAGAUGCAGCAGCAGCUGGAAGCCUUGAAUCAAUCGAUUAGUGCACUGACUGAAGCCAGUUCCCAGCAGCAGAACUCAGAAUCCAUAGCCCCAGAGGAAUCAUUGAAGGAGGUACCCUCUGUAUCAGUGGUCAUGCCUUCGGCAGAACAGACAACUCCUGAAGCUUCGAAUACACCAGCUGACAUGCAGAAUAUGUUGGCAGUUCUCUUGAGUCAGCUGAUGAAAACCCAAGAGCCAGCAGGUAACCUGGAGGAAAACACCAGUGACAAGAAUAGUGGGCCACAGGGGCCCCGAAGAACUCCUACAAUGCCACAGGAGGAGGCAGCAGCAUGUCCUCCUCACAUUCUUCCACCAGAGAAGAGGCCCCCUGAGCCCCCUGGACCUCCACCGCCGCCACCUCCACCCCCUCUGGUUGAAGGCGAUCUUUCCAGCGCCCCCCAGGAGUUGAAUCCCGCCGUGACAGCCGCCUUGCUGCAACUUUUAUCCCAGCCUGAAGCAGAGCCUCCUGGCCACCUGCCACAUGAGCACCAGGCCUUGAGACCAAUGGAGUACUCCACCCGAUCCCAUCCAAACAGGACUUAUGGAAACACUGAUGGGCCUGAAGCAGGUUUCAGUGCCGCUGACACUGAUGAUCGCAGUUCUGGUCCAGCCUUGACAGAAUCUUUGGUCCAGACCCUGGUGAAGAACAGGACCUUUUCAGGCUCUGUGAGCCACCUUGGGGAGUCCAGCAGUUACCAGGGCACAGGAUGGCAGCAACAGGAAUGGCCCCUGAAGAACUCGGGGACAUCCGUCAGUUACUUUGCAUCCAGAGCCUGUCAAACAGUCUCAUCCACAAUACUUGAAGCCAGGUUCAGUGGAAGGUUCUACCUAUCCAGAUACUGCCUGCGAUACCCGAAGUAGAGGCCUGCAGCCUGCCUCCUCUGUCUUCAGUACUCAGAACCAGCACCUCCACCUUCUUUCCCUGCUAGUAGGUUGUGCUGUUUCACCCACUCCUCAAAAGAUGACCUCUAUCUGUCUCUCUCUCUCUUGUGUCUGUUUCUCUCCCUCCCUCCACCCCUCAUAUGAAUGGGUCUGUAGGUUCUACAUCUACCUUCUCAAGGAAUUGUUUUGUUGUUCAGUGUCUCCAAAAAGGGAAGUCAUUUGUCACUCAGCUCUUUGUCUUAGUAAUUUCCAAGUCUUAGUCUUUAUAGGUCCCCUUCUAAUGUCCAUCACUUUUUCUGUAAUUAGAACCUUUUUCUCAUUUAGUAGAUAUGUGAAGGGACCAGUAAACAGAGUCUUUGACUCUGGUGAAAAAUGACCCAGUAACAAAUACCCUUUCUCUUGGAAACUCAAAGUCUGAAGGCCUACUGGGGAAAGUACCUAGAUCUUUUGAGAGUAUUUAUCUAGUGUUUGUUCUUAGGACCAGCGUCUUAGGCCAGGCAGUGGUGACACACACACACUUUUAAUCCCAGCACUCAGGAAGCAGAGGCAGGUGGAUCUCUGAAUUUGAGGUCAGCCUGGUCUAUAGAGCGAGUACUGGGACAGUCAGGGCUGUACAAAGAAACCCUGCCACAAACAACAACAGCAGAAAGACCGGCAUCUUACCCCACAUACCUCAGGGAGUGGAAAAGGAAUGACUGUAGGGUAGAAUCAACCACUAGUGUUACUCUUUUAAAAGCAAGGGUGUCCACUUUAUUCUGGGGCCUGUGGAGAGUUGUAAGAGGGUGAGAGCAUCUUCCUGCCUCCUGGAUGCUAGAGAUAACACUGCCUUAUCCUUUGACUCUCUGGCUCCUUUCUCAGCAGUGUUUCUCUCACUUCUGCAACCCAGACAGCCAAAGCAACAGGCCUGGAUAAGUGUCUAAGUCAGGUGCUACUUCCCCUGGGAGCAUGUAUGACGGAGUGAGUAAGAGAGAUAAAGCAGAUGUUAGAAAUCAGGAGCUAUCCCAGGAAGUAGUCAGGUAGUACUAAAUGUUUGGUUCCUUGAUGUCAUUAGAGAGCACCAGCACCUACCUGAUUCCUCAAAGCAGUCUGCCCAGUAGGGCAACUGCAGUUCUGAUUUCUACCACACGAGGGCACUGCUGGCCAAUUAAAACGCAAGCCCCUCAGAAACAGUUGAAUGAGGGCACUCUUUCCAGGGACAGGAUCAGAACACUCCCAGAGAGCCAGAGAACCUGGACCAGAAGCCAGAAAAAAUAACUACCACUUGUUAUUCCUUUAAAAUGACCCAAGGCCUAUUCACUUGGCCCUUCAGGCCUGCUAAUUGAGUGGGUGCCUAGCUGAACUUAGAAUUUCCAGGUACUCUGUCUUUAAGGUAGGCUAUUCCUGACUCCAACUGUCGAACCCACUGCCUCCUUCCCCAAAGAUAUUGAGUUGCAGUCCAGGAGGGUGGGAAUGGUAAUAUUGCAGAGGGGAAAAGUUUUUUUUUUCAAAUAUUGAAAGAAAAGUAUCCUAGAUGGUGAGAAAGUAUUGAGAAACUGAAAACUGAGAAAAUGGGUUAUCUCAUCUCCUACAUGACACCCUCCCCAACACAAAUCUACAGAAUUCAAGUCUAGUAGAUCUUUGUAUCUGGUCAAAGCAAAGCAAAGCACAUCCAGGACUCUAGAGAGCUCUGAGCCAAAAAUAUAUCAGAAAACAGCAUGAGGGGGACUGCUUUGGCUAUGAGCCUCAUGUCUACCCUAUGCCAUGUCAUGGCUCUGCUGGGCAUGCCAAGUGACGUGGGCCCUAUGGGACUGAGGACUCCACAGUUUACCCUCAGACGGCCUUCCAGAAUGAACAGGCUUAGGGAAAUGACAGAGGUCUUCCUCCUUCCCCCAUGCCUGAAGGCCCCUCCCCAGGAGGACAGCUUGAUUAAACAGUCGGUGCUGCUGGAAUUACUGCACAGCUGGUGCUACCCCAGCACCCUGAGCAGAGCAGCAGUGCAGAUUAAAAUCUCCAAUUAGCGUUAAAGUGAAGUGAGGAGGUGCGGAGGCUGCCAAGGCAGCCAGGCCAAAACCCUGAGUUGGCACCCUCGCUUCUACCUAAUUCUGAACGCCACCCUUAGUUCUUCCUAACAGUGUCUAAUGUCUGUUAGUCUUGUGUCACUUGGGGCCAGAGGAGGACCUUGGGUUGGAAGCAGAUACCUUGCCCAGCAAGAUGCUAAGACUCCAUAGGAAGGAAGAAAAUGAGAUCAUCAAUGACUGUCAAGGAGAUGCCCUAUGCGCAGCCUACUAGGCAGCCAGGCCAUGGUCACAUGACACUACUGCUGCUGAUUUUUGCUUAGAGAAAGAGCCAACAGGAAAGGACUCUCUGAAGACAUGGUAUUCACAUGAGCAUUCGUCUGUGUAUAUAUUUUAUCCUAUCUGACCCAUCUGUUCCCACCCAAAUUAUGGCUUCUUCCUUCCUCUCUCCAUAUUCUCAGCUUUCCUGUAGGCAGGGGUAGACAUAGCCAAGCUCAAGAGCAUCAUCAUGCCUUGACACCUGGGUCCCAGUCAGUUGCCCUUUAUCUUCGUAGUUUGGGAAAUAUCUGAGGUAUACCAAGAUGAAUCAGACCCUUCCCACCCCUAGACAUCUUAUCCACACCAAUGCUCCCUCUGCCAUUUAUACUUGUGUUCCUCGCCUAUCAAAUCCAGAAGCAGGGCAGUACAGCUAACCAUAUGACUGCCCUCUGCCCCUUUAAGAGAAGUGGAGAUGGUGGGAACCCAGAUGACUUAACCUACUCACACCUCCAGAAAUUAGACACCAGGGCAUGGUGCCACCCUCCCAGACUGGCACAUGCUACCCUGGCAGAGGUUCAAGCACACCCCCCAUGUCAUACUCCUACCCUAUGUCUUCCUCUACUCCCUCUCUCCACAUCUUUUUUUUUUUCUCAGCUCAAAGCACAGCUGAGCCUUAAAAGGGGGGUGAGGGUGGAAAGACCAAGCUGGGGCAGGGGGGUGUAGAGCGCCAAUAGCACGUUUUCACCUGCCAUUUAAUUGGAUGUAUUUUUAAUUAAUGGGACCUCGGGGACCAACAUGAGACAAUCUGAUCUCUGAAUAGGGACAGGGGAGGGAUUGGAUAAGGGAGGAGGAUUGGGCCACUGGGUGCGGUUACCAGGAACCCGAGCCCAUCAAUCACUGGCCACUUUGCGUUCUGGCAUGGAGAACAGUGAGGUGGAGGAGGAGGGGACGAUUUCCCCCCAACUGCCAGGACCUCCAAAAGAGAUGGAAUUGUGCUGAUUGACUCAGGUCUGCAGCCUAAAUUUAUAGCCAAAAUAGUAGGUAAGGCUAUUUUCUUAGUAUAAGAUUAUGAAAGGGAAGUGGAGUUAAACUUAGAAGUUCCUGAAGAGAGAGAAUAAGAGCUAGGGACUAUGGACCUGGACUGUGGUAAAGAAGAGAGUUUGGGGCCCAUUCUAUACAUUUCUGUGGGAAAUAAGUGCCAUAGAAGUUACAGGCAAAAUGGCAUGCAAAUGAGACCUGGUGACUUCGGGUCUGAAUCUUAGAGUCUUAUUACUGUAAGAAGGGAACUUGGAGCUCAACUUGCCUGACCCCCUUCAUUGUACAGAUAUGGAAUCCAAGACCCAGAGAGGAAGAACCAAUUGAAUCCUGCCCUGAAGUUGCUUUAUGUUUUGGAUUUGGAGAGUUCCUGGGAGCACAGGGCAAGAAAAAGUAGCUCUACUUUCUAGCUAGAGUGAGGGUGCUCUUCCCAUCUACUGGUGAUCCAGAAAUGACUUUGGCUGGACAAAGACAGAUUAACUAUUCUUCGCGCAGGAAGAUGAGGUCAGUUUUACUCUUCCUCCUUCCUGGCAGUGUAAGGAGCUCUGGGGCCCAUUACUAAAGCUUAAUUCUGACCUAAGCUAUCAUAUCAUCUGGCCCUGAAUAUAAAGCUUGUACUAUGAGGGGGAGCCUAGAUAUACAGUGAGGUAUAGGCAGGAAUGAGGGGACUUUUGCCUCAGGAAAGAUACCUCCUUGUUCCUCUUCCUUCCCAAAUUACUUUCUUUACUCCCUUUCACCUCCCACUGGCCAGCCCAGUUCUUGGCCACCUGAUUACCUCCAAUCUGACCAGAUAUGGUAAGUAGUUAUCCCUCCUUACACACACCUCCUCCCACUUCUUUCUUCACAGCUGAGAGAUAGCUGAAUUUGAAUUGUUUCUACCACUGAAUGUCACAGGAUCUGAAUUAUAUUCCCAGCCUCUGCUGCUCAGCUUGACUCCACGACUGCCUUUGGAUUGGGAAGCUCUCAUCGCCCCUGCAAGUAUACCCAGGCCUGGACUGCUAUGUUUGUGGCAUCAAGACCUGCUCUGGAGUAGAGGGCGGCUUUAGAGGUGCAACUGGGGCCUUGGCCCUAAAUGUGUGUAUGCCUGUGCAUUGGGCACACUGGUUUAUUAGUGUUAUUUCAGCAUUGUGAUGCAGAGAGAGUAAGUGUAACAGCUGCUCCUUGCUUGCAGUGUUUAUUGUUACCUAGAGACAACCUCCUGGCUUUUUCCCAGAUUCCCCCCAAGCCCAGCCCCCUCCGUGCCCUGCCAACAAUCCUGUUCUCUCCACACUGAUGGGAAAUUUAUAGCUUGCCUAUAUCAUACCAUUAACUCUCUCCUGUCCAUAGGAUAUAUGGGUCAAGGGAAACCAAAGUGGAGAUUGGCGUGCUUUGGGCCCAGAGUAGAAUAAUGUAUGAAGAGCAGAGGGAGGAAGGAGAAUACAUUCCUUCCAUUCUAUGUCCAAUUUUAGGUCCCAGUUCUGCAAUCCAAGUAGGUCUGAUGCUGCUUAGUUUCUUAGAUCAGAUGAGAGCAGUCACAUUUGGGGUGAUAGGGCCAUAACCCAGUUGAUCUCCUGGCUCUUGUAUGAGAAGAAAAGAAGAAAGAGUUUGGGAUCUGGUCUUGACAUCCCAGAAGAGCUCCUUUGAACCUAGCCUUGGUAUCUUGACAUCUUCCUGCCAAAAUUAUUCUCUUCCCUGAUCAUCUCUUUAGUUCUUUAUUGGGUUGUCUAAAUUCGAGCAAAUACAGCAAGAUAGUUUUGGAAUGGAAGGAGAAUACAGAGUGGCAGAAUCCAUAGCCCCCUCCUUCUUGUCUGAGCAAGGUAACUGUGGAUGUCACAUGGAGGCAGAAGGUACUAGUUUGAGAAAUGCUGGCUAGACCACCACAGUGAAAUUGAUGUCAGACAUGAAGCCUGCUGUGGAGCCUGUUAGGAAAACCUUUACCUGCUAAAGUCCUAAGAGACUUCAGGCAUUCUUCCAACUGGCCUUCUUGAUUUGGUUGGAGUUCUCUUCUUCUGCUUAUCUUUCGUGGUCCAUUUUCUUGAAUUGCUCUUAGUUUGAUACCUUGGGGUAGAUCCAAGUGAUUGAGGAGAGAGAAGUGCCCUAUUCAUAAUCUCAGCAGAGAUAGAGACAGAACCCCUGUCAUCUACUUAGGACUUUUCAUACGGGAGAGCCAUGUACCUAUUCACCGUCCAGAUGGAAGCAAGAAGAGAGAGAAAAAUGACUUUAAUGGAAAGGGUUGAAUUAAACAUAUGAAAAAACUUACUCGUGGAAUGAAAUGUUUCUCUUCAUAAACUGUCCUUCUGCCUAUAAUGAAUUUGUCUGUACCUACCCAAGGAACAUUGAGUAACAUGGUUCUUUUUUCAGAUCUCCUUCACAUUGAUAGCCUCAGCACAAUUUCCUCACAGUGCAGUACUCUUUGAGGCUUUGAAAUGUUGUUUUUAGGGUGGUUAGAUUGCAUUGCAGAGGCAUUCCUGGGUUCUGGUACCAGCCAUACUUCCUUCGUUUGAAAUGCAAAAGGCUUGAGAAGCCCACCCCCACAUUCUUACAUAUCUUACAUUUUUGUUCAAGUGCCUUUCUUUCUUUAACUGCAGUGAUUAAAAUCUCUUAAUUCCAUUGUUUCAGAACAAAUUUUUAAAAAUAAAUGCAAAUAAACUGUUUUUCAAGAUUGUGACAAUUU
Messenger RNA from Myodes glareolus (Bank vole), 10855 nucleotides. NCBI's taxonomy places the organism in Eukaryota, Metazoa, Chordata, Mammalia, Rodentia, Cricetidae. The record is from RefSeq and is a predicted model, not a curated record.